Messenger RNA from Arabis nemorensis, 2739 nucleotides. NCBI's taxonomy places the organism in Eukaryota, Viridiplantae, Streptophyta, Magnoliopsida, Brassicales, Brassicaceae. The record is from the annotation of a GenBank genome assembly.
AUGACCAUCCCUAAUUCCACCGAUUUCAUUCUUGAUAAUGGAGUCUGUGAUUUCCCGUCUACUCCUCAGGAAGAGAGACGUAUCGUGUCGGACCUGACUACUGAGUCCGAGGAUAAUUUGAAGGAAGGGAAUUUGUAUUUUGUCAUCUCCAAAAGGUGGUACACUAGCUGGGAGAAAUAUGUUGAGCAAUCAAUGAAUGAAUGUUCAACUGGAGAGCCCUCGGAAGCUCCAAGGCCAGGACCAAUUGAAAACCAUGAUAUUAUCAAAAGUACAAGCGACACUAGUGAUCCUCAACUUCGUAAAUUGCUGGUGGAAGGGGAAGACUACGUUCUAGUUCCUCAAGAUGUUUGGAAAAGACUUCUCGAAUGGUAUAAUGGCGGUCCUCCGAUACCAAGGAAAUUGAUCUGUCAAGGGUUUUAUAGUAGGAGUUUUAGUGUAGAGGUUUACCCCCUCUGCCUUAUGUUGAUAGACGGAAGAGAUGAAAGUAGAACUGCGAUACGGCUGGGAAAACAGGCCUCUAUAAAGGAACUUUAUGAGAAGGUUUGUGCUAUGACAGGGGUACCACAAGAAAAGGCUCUCAUUUGGGAUUACUUUGAUAAGAAGAAAAACUUACUCUUGGAUUCUUCAUCUGACAAGAGCCUGGAGGAGUCAAGCCUUCAAAUGGACCAAGAUAUUCUUCUUGAACUUGAUGAGUCCUCUUCUUCUAAGUAUGCUAUGAGCUCAGCAGGAAAUGAGCUAGCUCUGGUACCUCUGGAACCUUCAAGGUCGUGCAUUACAAUUGCUGGAGGCCCUGCCCUAUCUAAUGGUCAUUCCACCACAUCCAAGUUUAGUCUCUUUCCGAGAAUCACUUCUGAAGAUGAUGGCUGGGAUUCUUUGAGUAUUCUUGGAAAAGGAGAGAGGGGAGGAUUAGCAGGAUUGAGUAACUUGGGAAAUACCUGCUUUAUGAAUAGCGCUCUUCAAUGUUUGGCCCACACACCUCCGAUUGUUGAAUACUUCUUGCAAGAUUACAGUGAUGACAUAAAUAGAGAUAAUCCUUUGGGAAUGUCUGGUGAGCUUGCCAUUGCAUUUGGUGAACUGUUGAAGAAAUUGUGGUCAUCCGGAAUGAAUGCAGUCGCACCGCGUUCUUUUAAGACAAAACUGGCUAGAUUUGCUCCACAGUUUAGUGGUUACAAUCAGCAUGAUUCUCAAGAACUGCUUGCUUUCUUAUUGGAUGGGCUACACGAAGAUUUGAAUAAGGUAAAACGAAAACCUUACAUUGAACUUAAAGAUUUUGAGAACCGUCCGGAUGAUGAAGUUGCUGAAGAGCUUUGGAACUAUCAUAAGGCCCGAAAUGAUUCUGUAAUAGUUAACGUCUGCCAAGGACAGUAUAAGUCAACUCUGGUUUGCCCAGUUUGUGGAAAAAUCUCAAUCACGUUUGAUCCCUUCAUGUACCUGUCUUUACCUUUGCCAUCAACACUAACGCGACCAAUGACAGUUACUGUGUUUUACUGCGAUGGAAGUCGUCUUCCGAUGCCAUACACUGUAACAGUGCCUAAACAUGGAUCUUGUAGAGAUCUUAUUACUGCAUUACGUACUGCUUGCUGCUUAACUGAUGAUGAGAGCCUUUUACUUGCAGAGGUAUAUGAUCACAAGAUCUUUAGAUAUUUUGAGACUCCCCUGGAGUCACUGAACGUGAUAAAAGAUGAUGAGCAUAUUGUGGCGUAUCGGUUCAAUCAGAUUCAGAAAGGAUCAGGAAAGGCAAAACUCGAAAUCCUUCAUGGAGGGCAAGAAAGGGCUGUUCUCGACAGCGUUAGAGGCAGAGACGUGAAGCUUUUUGGAACUCCUUUUGUCACUUACGUCAACACGGAACCACUAAGUGGAACUGACAUUGAUUCAGUUAUCUCUGGAUUUCUGUCACCUCUUCACAGGGUUCAUGCCUCAUCUAAGAAUCAUAAUGGAAGCGAAAAUGGCCACCUUCCUGAAGCUGCAGCUGACGAAACAUCCGGAAGUUUAUCAUCCCCAGAUACUGAGAUAGACGAAGCAUCUGAUAGAGAGUUAUCCUUCAGGAUCUUCUUGACAGAUGAAAGUGUUCUGAACUUCAAACCACUUCAGUCUGAGUCUUCUGUGAACCCUGGUACCGUUACGAGGGUUUUAGUCGAGUGGAAUGAGGGGGAGCAUGAAAAAUAUGAUUCCAGCUACUUGAGUGACCUUCCAGAGGUUCAUAAAACAAGUUUCUCUGCAAAGAAGACAAGGCAAGAAGCGAUAUCUCUGUUUUCGUGUUUGGAGGCCUUUUUAGCAGAAGAACCUCUGGGACCAGAUGACAUGUGGUUUUGUCCGGGAUGCAAAGAACACAGACAAGCGAACAAAAAGCUAGACCUGUGGAAGUUGCCUGAUAUUCUUGUGUUCCAUUUAAAACGGUUCACUUACAGCAGAUUUCUCAAGAACAAGAUUGAUACGUUUGUGAAUUUCCCAAUUCACGAUCUAGACUUGAGCAAGUACGUGAAAAACGAGAAUGGCCAGUUAUAUCUAUAUGAACUGUAUGCUGUUAGCAAUCAUUACGGUGGACUUGGUGGUGGUCACUACACUGCCUACGCUAAGUUGAUUGAUGACAACAAAUGGUAUCAUUUUGACGACAGUCAUGUUUCAUCUGUAACUGAAUCUGAAAUCAAAAACUCGGCGGCAUAUGUUCUGUUCUACCGAAGAGUGAGGAGUGAAACAGAGACACAAUCAGGCGAGAUGUCGAUGACUGAUAUGGAUUAG